This is a messenger RNA of Fusarium coffeatum, 1008 nucleotides long. RefSeq lists its product as uncharacterized. Gene Ontology annotation, biological process: glucan catabolic process. Bases 1 to 1008 code for a protein of 335 amino acids. The transcript has 3 exons. The record is from RefSeq and is a predicted model, not a curated record. NCBI's taxonomy places the organism in Eukaryota, Fungi, Ascomycota, Sordariomycetes, Hypocreales, Nectriaceae. Gene Ontology annotation, molecular function: hydrolase activity, hydrolyzing O-glycosyl compounds.
AUGCGUUUCACAGAUCUUCUUCUCGCAAGCGCCGGCGCUACACUUGCUCUGGCUGCUCCUUCUACCGAAAAGCGUGCUGCUGGCAAGUUCCUCUUCACCGGUGCUAAUGAAGCCGGUGGUGAAUUUGGCGAGAAGAACCUUCCUGGCAAGCUUGACAAGGACUACACAUGGCCUAGCACCAAGUCCAUCGAUACCCUUGCUAGCACUGGUAUGAACACCUUCCGUGUUGGUUUCUUGAUGGAGCGCAUGACUCCUGGUGGCAUCACUGGUGCUAUCGACGAGACCUACUUCAAGGGUCUUGAGAAUGUUGUCAAGCACAUCACCAGCAAGGGCAACUACGCUGUGAUUGACCCUCACAACUACGGCCGCUUCAACGGUAACAUUAUCACCAGCACUGCUGACUUCAGUGCCUGGUGGUCCAAGGUUGCUAAGCGUUUCGCCAACAACAAGUAUGUCAUCUUCGACACCAACAACGAGUACCAUGACAUGGAGAACUCUCUUGUUGCCGACCUCAACCAGGCCGCCAUCAACGCCAUCCGCAAGGCCGGCGCUACCUCCCAGUACAUCUUUGUCGAGGGUAACUCAUGGACUGGUGCCCACAGCUGGGUCUCCAGCGGCACUGGCGAGGCCAUGAAGAACCUCAAGGAUCCUCAAGACAAGAUCGUCUACCAGAUGCACCAGUACCUCGACUCUGACAGCUCUGGUACCCACGAGGCUUGUGUCAGCGCCACCAUUGGUGCUGAGCGUCUCAAGACGGCUACCAAGUGGCUUAAGGAUAACAAGAAGAAGGGUAUCAUCGGUGAGACUGCCGCCGGUGCCAACUCUCAGUGCAUUGAGGCCCUCAAAGGCGAGCUCCAGCACCUCCAUGACAACUCUGAUGUUUGGACUGGUUGGAUGUACUGGGCUGCUGGACCCUGGUGGGGUGACUACAUGUACAGCAUGGAGCCUGCGGAUGGUAUCUCUUACAAGAAGGUUCUUCCUGAGAUCAAGAAGUUCAUCGGUGCUUAA